Oryza brachyantha (malo sina) is the source of this 1986-nucleotide messenger RNA. RefSeq names its product eukaryotic peptide chain release factor subunit 1-2-like. Gene Ontology annotation, biological process: cytoplasmic translational termination. Gene Ontology annotation, molecular function: sequence-specific mRNA binding; translation release factor activity, codon specific. Gene Ontology annotation, cellular component: translation release factor complex; cytosol. The coding region runs from base 112 to 1419 and encodes 435 amino acids. The transcript has 3 exons. The record is from RefSeq and is a predicted model, not a curated record. NCBI's taxonomy places the organism in Eukaryota, Viridiplantae, Streptophyta, Magnoliopsida, Poales, Poaceae.
UCCUUCCGCAACGCACACGCGAGCGAGCUUUCCUCUCGUGAUCGUCGUCCACCGGCGGCGAUCCGUACGCCCGCGCUCGCUGGUUGAGACAGAAGUUGGAGCACAACCAAGAUGGCUGACAGCCAUGAAACUGACAAGAACAUUGAGAUUUGGAAAGUCAAGAAGCUGAUUAAAGCACUUGAUGCUGCACGUGGAAACGGGACAAGCAUGAUCUCACUGAUCAUGCCACCUCGUGAUCAGGUCUCUCGAGUCACCAAGAUGUUGGGUGAUGAAUACGGAACGGCCUCUAAUAUCAAGAGUAGGGUCAACAGGCAAUCUGUUUUGGCUGCUAUCACAUCUGCUCAACAAAGGCUGAAGCUUUACAACCGAGUUCCCCCCAAUGGAUUAGUGCUUUACACCGGCACCAUUGUCACGGAUGAGGGCAAAGAAAAGAAAGUCACCUUUGACUUUGAACCUUUCAGGCCAAUCAAUGCUUCCUUGUACCUCUGUGACAACAAGUUUCACACUGAGGCGUUAAAUGAGCUGCUGGAAUCUGAUGAUAAGUUUGGCUUCAUCGUCAUGGAUGGCAAUGGCACUCUUUUUGGAACACUCAGUGGCAACUCAAGAGAGGUUCUUCAUAAGUUUUCUGUUGAUCUCCCCAAGAAACAUGGACGAGGAGGGCAGUCAGCACUUCGUUUUGCCCGCCUACGCAUGGAGAAACGCCACAACUAUGUGCGCAAGACAGCUGAGCUUGCUACACAAUUCUUCAUUAAUCCUGGUACUAGCCAGCCAAAUGUUUCUGGGCUCAUUAUAGCUGGUUCUGCUGACUUUAAGACUGAAUUGAGUCAGUCUGACAUGUUUGAUCAGCGCCUGCAAGCAAAGAUACUUAAGGUGGUUGAUGUUUCAUAUGGUGGGGAGAAUGGCUUUAACCAAGCUAUUGAGAUAUCUGCUGAAGUACUUUCAAAUGUCAAGUUCAUCCAAGAAAAGAAGUUGAUUGGGAAGUAUUUUGAAGAGAUUAGCCAAGACACUGGGAAGUACGUUUUCAGUGUGGAGGAUACUAUGUCUGCCCUCGAGAUGGGUGCAGUUGAGACACUGAUUGUGUGGGAAAAUCUUGAUGUCAACCGAUAUGUUCUGAAAAAUUCUGUAACUGGAGAAACUACGGUAAAGCACCUCAGCAAGGCACAGGAGACAGAUCAGAGCAACUUCCGAGAUAAGGCGACUUCUGCAGAACUAGAGGUGGUGAACAAUACCUUGUUGCUUGAGUGGUUUGCUGAGAAUUACAGGCAAUUUGGUUGCACCCUGGAGUUUGUCACGAACAAAUCGCAGGAAGGAUCUCAGUUUGUUAGGGGCUUUGGUGGGAUAGGAGGUAUUCUUCGCUAUCAGGUUGAGAUUAAUGCUUACGAAGAUUUGUCUGAUGAGUUUGAUGAAGACUAUGAAUAGCAAUCAAUUGAAACAACUUCAGUGAUUCCGGUCCGCAAGGAGCCCGUGCUGGCCCCGAACGCACCGGGACAGGAGGAGGUCGAGACAUCCACAAAAUCACCGAGGAACACUUAAGGGGUGAAGAGAAGACUUUUUUUUAUCUUUCUAGGGAUGAAGAGAAGACUUGAGAAUAAUGAUCUUCUUCAUGUCAUGAAGAAUGAUGCUGCUGCAAAAGUGAAGCCCUGUCUGUUUGAUGGAGAAGCCCUGUCUGUUUGAUGGAGAGUAAUGCUGCAUUCUGAGUCCAUCGAAAGACCGUCGUAUCUAUUAGUGGUUUAAAAUAAAUUCUAAGUUGUCAUUGAGGAGUGGCGUCUACGUCUGCCCAAACAUGUCCUCUGCUUUUAUUGUUGCUGCAUUUGCCGCAGCUACUCGUGCCGUGUGGCUCUGAACCAGAGGUCCAGAGUGAGUCUUCGCGUUAGUAUUAUGUUUGGAUGGGCUAUUGGGUCGAUGCAACCCAGCUACAAUCUGUGCCCAUGAUGUUUGAACCAUAUCCGUGUUCACUUGCUAUCUAUGCCCAUCAUGUUUGAACAA